CACGGAAGACUUCGGCGACGUACCAGGAGGGUGCGCAUGUUUCUGGGGCGGUGGAUCAGGGGAUAUGUUUGGGGGAGUGUUGCUGAUACGGGGUCUCUUACCCCGGUACUGUCAGAGAGCUACGUCUUCCUCUGUGCUCUUAAGUGCAGAACUUUGCUCAGUUCACCCCCAACUGGUCAGGUUAGCCCAGUCCCCUCAAUGGGCUCUGCGGUCUGGUCGUGCAGUGCACCAGUGUUCAGUGAUGUGUGCUGGUCACAAUAAGUGGUCCAAGGUGAAGCAUGUGAAAGGGCCCAAAGAUGCAGCCCGCAGUCAAAUGUUCCUGAAGUUGUCCAUGAUGAUCAGGAUAGCGGUUAGAGAGGGAGGCCCUAAUCCUGACUUCAAUGCCCACCUGGCAAACCUCAUAGAGCAGUGCAGGAGCAGAAACAUGCCUAAAGCCUCCAUUGAGGCUGCCAUCAAGGGGGCGGAUAAGUCAAAGGCACUGUGCAGCUUGUAUGAGGCCCGGGGACCUGGCGCCUCCAUGCUGCUCAUUGAGGUUCUGACUGACAACAAUGCACGGACCUUUCACGAGGUGAAACAUCUGCUCCACAAACACGGUGGGAUGAUGUGUGAUGGGGCACGGCACAGUUUUGAGAGGAAGGGGGUGGUGCUGGCAUCAGGAGAGGGUGUGUCCAUGGACCGUGCUCUUGAGCUGGCUAUUGAAGCAGGUGCAGAGGAUGUAAGGGAGACUGAGGAUGAGGAGGAGAAGCCAUUGCUGCAGUUUGUGUGUGGAGUGUCUGAAUUGCGGGGGGUGAGGAGCACUCUGGAAGACCUGGGCAUCCCCACACUGUCAGCAGGCCUGGAGUUUGUGCCUCACAACCCUGCCUUACUACCCCUGGACGAGCUGGAAGCAGCCUCGCGUCUGUUGGAAAUCCUGAACGACUACCCUGAUGUAGUCCGAGUCUGGGACAACAUCCAAGCAGCAAACUAACAGGCUGUGAACUAACAGACUUUAUAUGGACUGAAGGCGUUUGGGACUCUGAGCCUGACAGAGACAGGAGCAACCAACUCCAGGGACUGGCUCAUUGACUUCAUUAAAAUGUUCAGUAUCCGACGUGGCAAUUGUUUAAUUCUUUCAAAUUGUAGAAGAAUGAAACAAACUGGCACCAAAAGUGAUAUCUUUGGCUGUUCUGGCCUGAACAUGAUUGAUAAAUCUAGUUCAGAUUGACGGGGAAUUAAAUAGUGUAGUCUUUUUCAAGUUGUGUCACUGGCAUUGCUACACCAUAUGAUGAGAAUGUUUGGAGUCAGAUUAUGCAUUUUGAAUGUGUAUAUAUAAUGUUUUCAGUAUAUUAUUGGGUUGAACAACAUAAUUCUCAAUAUAUUACAACGUUUUAUGUAAAUU
Messenger RNA from Megalops cyprinoides (Indo-Pacific tarpon), 1378 nucleotides. RefSeq names its product translational activator of cytochrome c oxidase 1 (gene taco1). The coding region runs from base 65 to 967 and encodes 300 amino acids. The record is from RefSeq and is a predicted model, not a curated record. Gene Ontology annotation, cellular component: mitochondrion. NCBI's taxonomy places the organism in Eukaryota, Metazoa, Chordata, Actinopteri, Elopiformes, Megalopidae. The transcript has 6 exons.